Molecule: messenger RNA, 13784 nt
Organism: Colossoma macropomum (tambaqui)
Lineage: Eukaryota; Metazoa; Chordata; Actinopteri; Characiformes; Serrasalmidae
Gene: lrp1ba
Product: low density lipoprotein receptor-related protein 1Ba
Exons: 91
Coding region: 128-13768 (4546 amino acids)
Molecular function (GO): calcium ion binding; protein binding
Source: RefSeq, a predicted model, not a curated record
UCUCUGUGCGGAUGGGAGGGUGUGCGUGUCUGUGAGCUGGCUGUGUGAUGGAGAAGCCGACUGUCCCGACUCAUCAGACGAAACUCUCCAUCACUGUUCUCAGGAGGUGGUGUGUCCUCUGAACCACAUGCAGUGUAUUGGUACACACAGGUGUGUUGCGUUCUCUAAAGUGUGUGAUGGAGUGGCAGACUGUGAGGAUGGCUAUGACGAGGGCGUUCACUGCAGAGUGUAUUUUCGGAGCUGCAGUGAGCGGCGGUGUGAGUUCGACUGUGUGAGGCUGAGAACGGGAGCGUCGUGUUACUGUGGAAACGGCCUGGAGCUGCAGGAGGACGGGAAAACGUGCAGAGAUCAUGAUGAAUGCGGGGAUUAUGGGACAUGUAGUCAAAUCUGCAUGAACACGCUGGGCUCGUACAGAUGCAGCUGUGCAGAUGGGUUCAGCCUCCAGGCCAACAGAAGGUCCUGCAAAGCCAAAACCGAUCCUGGGGAUCGACCGCCGUUGCUCCUGACGGCGAACCUCAAAUCUAUAUCAGUCACGUACCUAAACGGGUCGUCCGUGCCAAAUCUGAGGCCGAUGGACACAAACGGCACCCAAGCGCUGGACUUUAUUCACAGAGACGAAACAGUCUGCUGGAUUCAAACGUCCAAAACUGUCGGUCAGCUUUGGUGCGCCAAGCUGACCAAACUGAAAGGAAUUUCAGAAAAACGGCAAAUAAGGAUAGCACAGAACCUUCAGCAUGUGGAACAUAUGGCCGUAGACUGGCUCACGGGGAACUUCUACUUCGUGGACCGAGUGAGCGAUCGGAUAUUCGCCUGCAGUGAGAAGGCGGACGCGUGUGUUACGAUCGUAGAGCUGGAUCUUCAGAACCCCAGAGGAAUCGCCCUGGACCCAGCAGUGGGGAAGCUGUUUUUCUCCGAUUAUGGAAGUGUGGCUAAGCUGGAGCGCUGCGGCCUGGACGGAUCUGAGCGGAGCCGGAUCGUGGAGAGCCGGAUGGAGCAGCCCACCGCGCUGACCCUCGACCUGGUCAGAAAACUCGUCUACUGGGCCGAUACGUACCUGGACAUCAUUGAAGUGGUGGAUUACGACGGAAAAAACAGACACACAAUCAUCCGGGGGAACUCGGUGUCACACCUGUAUGGAUUAGCUCUGUUCGAAGAUUACCUGUUCGUGACGUGUUCUGAUCCGUCCAGAGGCAGUAAAGUGGACGUUUUGAGGAUAAACCGCUUCAACAGCAGUGACGCUCACCCUGUCACCACUCAGGAAACUUCCAGAGCCGUGAGAGUUUAUCACAGACUCACUCAGCCCGCAGUGAGGUCUCAUGCGUGUGAUGUAGAUGUUCAGGGUAAGAGUGGAGGAUGUUCUCAGCUCUGUCUCCUCAGCAGCAGCUAUAAGUCCCGUGUGUGUCGCUGCCGUACGGGAUACACACUCACCAGUGACGGGACCAACUGCAGGAAGUCGAAGGACGAUCCGUUUCUGUUCUAUGGUAAAGGUCGUCCCGGGGUCAUCCGGGGCUUCGGGCUGGACGGUAAAUCAGCCAGUCAGCACAUGGUGCAGAUAGAAGGACUGGUCAGCCCAAGAGCGCUGGACUUUCACUCGUCCAGCGGCUACGUUUACUUUUCAGACACAACCAGCUUUCUGAUUGGCCGGCAGAAAGUGGACGGGACUGGAUGGGAAACUGUCCUCAAAGACGAUCUGGACAAUGUAGAGGGUAUCUCAGUGGACUGGUUGGGCAGUAAUCUGUACUGGACGAGUGACGGUCACAGAAAGACGGUGAGCGUGGCCCGGCUGGAUGGAGCGGCAGAGAGCAGGAAGACCCUGCUGGAGGGGGGGAUGACCCACCCCAGAGCCAUCGCGGUACACCCCCCUGCAGGCUGGAUGUACUGGACGGACUGGGAGGAGGACGACGUGAACGACAGCAGAGGAAGGAUAGAGAAGGCGUGGAUGGACGGAUCUCACCGUCAGACCUUCAUCUCCUCCAACAUGCUGUGGCCCAACGGACUGACCAUAGAUCCGUCCAGCAGCACCCUGUACUGGUGUGACGCGUAUUACGACCACAUCGAGAAAAUCUACCUCAACGGAACCCGCAGAACCGUGGUCUACGACGGGAAGGAGCUGAAUCACCCCUUUGGAAUUUCACACUACCAGAAUUACAUUUUCUGGACGGAUUACAUGAACGCGUCCAUUUUCCGGCUGGAUCUGUUAUCAGGGAACGUCUCUCUGCUGAGGAGGGAGAACCCGCCGCUGUUCGGCCUGCAGGUUUACGACCCGCAGAAGCAGAAAGGUAAUAGCGCUUGCUCUGUUGACCGAGGAGGUUGUGGUGCAGCUGCUCUGUGUCUGACGAUACCUACUGGCCGAGUGUGUGCAUGUGCAGAUGGUCAGCACCUACUGAAAGACAACCUCACCUGCUCAGACUCAACCGUGCUGUCCCACCCUAAGCAGUGCGGUCCAGGUGAGUUCCAGUGCCGGAAUCAGCGCUGUGUCCAGCUGUCCUGGCGCUGCGACGGUGAUGAUGACUGUUCAGACGGCAGUGAUGAAGAACCACACCUCUGCUCGAACCGCAGCUGCCCGCUGGAUCAGUUCCGCUGCCAGAACGGCCGCUGCAUCCCCAAGAAGUGGCUGUGUGACGGUGCCAACGACUGCGGCAACAACGAGGACGAGGCUAACCUCAUCUGCUCAGCCCAGACUUGCCAGGCCGGCCAGUUUUCCUGCCAGAACGGCCGCUGCAUCCCCGAGAACUGGAGGUGCGAUCGAGACGAUGACUGCGGCGAUCAUUCUGACGAGCCUUCAUCGUGCGACUUCCCCACCUGUGCUCCUCUCACGCAGUUCAGCUGCUCCAACGGCAGGUGCAUCAGCAGCAAGUGGCGCUGUGACUCCGGUGAGAUAAAACUGACCAAUCCGUUAUGUCCUGAUGACUGUGGGGACGGCAGUGACGAGCUGGGCUGUGUCCAUGCGUGCUCCGUGGCUCAGUUCCAGUGUUCCAGUGGGAAGUGUAUUCCAGAACACUGGCUGUGUGAUGGAGACAACGACUGUGGAGACCACAGUGAUGAGAACGUCACCUGCAGAGGGACAGCGCUGGCCUCUGUGAGUGACUGCAGUGAGGAGGAGUUCCGUUGCCGUGGUGAGGGGUCAUGUAUCCCCGAGCGAUGGCGCUGUGACGGCGAUAAGGACUGCGAGGACGGCAGUGAUGAGGUGGCGUGUGAGGGGGUCCGGAGAGCGUGUGACCCCAAAGCGAAGUUCACCUGUAAGAGCUCAGGGAGGUGUGUGUCUCUGAGCUGGGUGUGUGAUGGAGAUGUGGACUGUGAGGACCACUCUGACGAGGCAGGAUGUGCCUCUGCGCUCUGUAAGCCCCCCCGCUUCUCCUGCGCUAAUGACUCAUCCACCUGCCUGCCCCCCGAGCGCAUCUGCAAUGGCCGCAGGGACUGCGCUGACCACUCGGACGAGGGGCAGUUCUGCGGUGAGUGUUCGGUGGAUAAUGGAGGCUGUAGUCAUGGCUGUCUGAUAGCUCCAGGUAAAGGUGUGGUGUGCGUGUGUCCUGUUGGACUGCACCUGGCUGCUGAUGGACACACCUGUGGUCAGCAGGACUUGUGCUCCGCCCACCUGCGCUGUUCUCAAGUGUGCGAGCAGCACAAACACACAGUGAAGUGCUCGUGUUAUCCGGGCUGGAGGCUGGAACCGGACGGAGAGAACUGCCAGAGCACAGACCCGUUUGAGCCGUUCGUAAUGUUCUCGAUCCGCCAUGAGAUCCGGCGAAUCAGCCUGAGGAGCGGAGACUACAGCCUGCUGGUUCCUGCGCUGAGGAACACCAUCACACUGGACUUCCACUUCAGCCAGAGGCUCCUGUACUGGACUGACGUGGUGGAGGAUCAGAUAUACCGCGGGAAACUGUCUGAAAGUGGAGGCGUCUCUGGCAUAGAGGUGGUUGUCCAGCACGGCCUGGCCACUCCCGAGGGUCUGGCUGUUGAUUGGAUAGCAGGGAAUCUGUAUUGGAUCGACAGUAAUCUGGACCAGAUUGAAGUGGCCAAGCUAAACGGUGACCUGCGGACCACCCUCAUCGCCGGAGGCAUGGAGCACCCCCGCGCCAUCGCUGUGGAUCCAGGACAAGGAGCUCUGUUCUGGACGGACUGGGACGCCAUGUUUCCCCGGAUCGAGGGUGCCUCCAUGAGCGGCGCAGGCAGACACGUGGUCUACAGGGACAUGGAGGUGGGGGCGUGGCCUAACGGACUCACACUGGACCACAUGGAGAAGAGGAUCGUGUGGACGGACGCAAGGUCUGAUGCGAUUUACUCGGCUCUGUACGACGGCUCUGGUGUGAUAGAGAUCCUGAGGGGUCAUGAGUAUUUGUCCCACCCCUUCGCCGUGUCCCUGUACGGGGGGAGUGUGUUCUGGACGGACUGGAGGACCAACACUCUGACUAAAGCCAGCAAGUGGACCGGCGCCAACGUGACCGUGAUCCAGAAGACCAGCGCCCAGCCCUUCGACCUGGAGAUCGUCCACCCCAGCCGCCAGCCGCAGACUCCUAACCCAUGUGAAGCCAAUGGAGGGAAAGGCCCUUGCUCUCAUCUCUGUCUGAUAAACUACAAUGUCUCCGCCUCCUGCGCCUGCCCUUAUCUAAUGAAGCUCUCUGCAAACAACCGCACCUGUCAAGUGGUGAAGAGGUUCCUGCUCUAUGCUCGGAGGUCAGAGAUUCGAGGUGUGGACCUAGAUGACCCGUACCUGAACAUCAUCACGGCCCUGACCGUUCCCGACAUCGAUGAUGUCACAGCCAUGGAUUACGACGCGACGGACGAGCGGAUUUACUGGGCCGACGUUAAAACUCGGACAAUAAAAAGAGCGUCCAUUAAUGGGACCAGACUGGAGACGGUCAUGUCUGGAGAUGUGCUGAACGUGCGAGGGCUGGCUGUGGACUGGCUGUCCAGGAACAUAUACUGGAUGAGCUCCGACAGCGACGAGACUCAGAUUAACGUGGCUCGUUUGGACGGUUCGCUCAAAACCACCAUCAUCCACGGCAUCGACAAACCCAGAGGCCUCGUUCUGCACCCAGCCAGAGGGAAAAUGUUCUGGACAGAUGGAAACACCGUAAACAUGGCCAACAUGGAUGGGAGCAACAACAAGAUCCUCCACCAGAACCAGAAAGAACCAGUCGGUCUGUCUAUAGACUACUCUUCCAGCAAACUCUACUGGAUUAGCUCAGGGAAUGGAACUAUUAACAGAUGUAACCUGGAUGGGAGUGGCCUGGAAGUGAUUGACAGUCUGAAGAAGGAUCUGAUGAAGGCGACGGCUCUUGCUGUUAUGGGUGAUAAGCUGUGGUGGGCGGACGAUGUGCUAGCCCAGGUGGGCACCAUGAACAAGAGAGACGGAAAGAACGUGGAAGUAUUGAGAACCAAGACCACAGGGGUGGUCCAGAUCAGAAUCUAUGACAAAGAUGGCCAAAAAGGUAAUAACGUUUGUAUGGUGAAUAACGGUGGAUGUUCUCAGCUGUGCCUGCCCACCUCGGAGAACACACGCAUCUGCUCAUGCACGACAGGCUACAGCCUCCGCACCGACCGCUCCACCUGCCAAGGAGUGGGAUCGUUCUUGUUGUACUCGACUCACGAGGGGAUUCGGGGGAUUGCGUUGGACCUCAGCGAUAACUCAGACGCUCUGAUGCCCUUGACGGGGACGCUGUCUGUGGCGGGUCUGGACUACCACGCAGGAAACGACACGCUGUACUGGGCUGAUACGGGAUCAAAUAAAAUCUGCAGAGCGGGUCGGGAUCAGACAUGGAGGGAGGAGGUGGUGGGCAGCGGAGUGGGCCGUGCUGAGGACCUGGCAGUGGACUGGAUCGCAGGUAACCUCUACUGGACGGAUCACGGCCUGGACCUGAUUGAGGUCUCUCGGCUGAGCGGCGCGUAUCGGGCUGCGGUCGUAUCUGAAGGGCUUGAUCAGCCUCGCGCCAUCGCCGUGCACCCACUCAAAGGGUUCCUGGUCUGGACAGAAUGGGGACAAACCCCAAGAAUCAGCAGAUCCUAUCUGGACGGCUCAGAGAAAAUAAUUCUCGUAAACUCUGGACUGUCCUGGCCCAGCGGAAUCUCCAUAGACUACCAGGAAAACAGAUUAUACUGGUGCGACGCCCGCACAGACAAGAUGGAGCGGAUCAGCCUGGAGAGCGGCGCGGAGCGGGAGAUUGUUCUGUCAGCCGGCGGAGCCGAUAUGUUUUCUGUGGCCGUCUUCGGCUCUUACCUCUACUGGUCUGACAGGAACUAUGCUAACGGCUCCAUUCGCCGCGGCUCCAAGAACAACGCUUCGGACGCGGUGACGGUCAGGAGCGGCCUGGGAGUGAACCUGAGAGACGUUAAAGUGUUUAACCGAGACCGGGAGAAAGGCACUAACCCGUGUGGUCGCAGUAACGGAGGCUGUGAGCAGCUCUGUUUCUAUCUGGGGGGGGACCGGAAGUCCUGCUCAUGUUCCCAUGGUUACCUGGCCGAGGACGGCCUCCACUGCCGCCCGUAUGAAGGAUACCUGCUCUACUCAGAGCGGACCACCCUGAGGACCGCCCACCUGUGGGACCAAAACUCUCGAAAUGCUCCCAUCAGGCCCUACGAAAACCCCGCCUACUUUAAAAACAUCAUCGCUCUGGCCUUCGACUACCGGCAGAAAACCGCCGGAGCUAACCGCGUCUUCUUCAGCGACGUCCAUUACGGGAACAUUCAGAUGAUCCACGACGACUGGACUGGACGACGCGUUCUGGCAGAGAAUGUUGGCUCGGUGGAGGGUUUGGCGUAUCACCGUGGCUGGGACACGCUGUACUGGACGAGUUCCACCACGGCCACCAUCACGCGUCACAGCGUGGACCAGAGCAGACGGGACGCGUUCAACCUGGACACGGUCAUCCGCAUGGCCGAGGAUGACCACCCGCACGUCCUGGCGCUGGACGAGUGUCAAAACCUGAUGUUUUGGACGAACUGGAACGAGAAAAGGCCGAGCAUCCUGAGAUCGACCCUUACGGGAAGAAACAUCCGGCUCAUCGUUAGCGAACGCAUCCUCACGCCUAAUGGACUCACCAUUGACCACCGGGCCGAGAAGCUGUACUUCUCCGACGGCAGCCUGGGCUCGCUGGAGAGAUGUGAUUAUGACGGUUCGCACAGAUACGUGGUGUUGAAGGCGGGUCCCGGGACGUUCUUUGGCCUGGCGGUGUACGGAGAGUUCCUGUUCUGGUCGGAUUGGGAGCAGCGCGCGGUGAUGCGGAGCGAUAAACUCACCGGAGCGGAUGUGACGGUGCUGAGAGCAGACAGUCCUCAGCAGCCCAUGGGCCUCGCCGCCGUGGCUAACGACACGCACAGCUGUGAGGGUUCUCCCUGCAGUGUCAAUAACGGGGGCUGCCAUGACCUCUGCUUGCUGACCCCGAGCGGCACGGUGACCUGCGCCUGCAGGGGCGAGCGGAUACUGCUCAAUGAUAACAGAUGUGUAUCGGUGAACUCGUCCUGUAACGUCCACUCGGAGUUUGAGUGUGGAAACGGAGGAUGCAUCGACUACCAGCUGACCUGUGAUGGCAUCCCACACUGCAAAGACAAAUCAGACGAGAAGAGGCAGUACUGCGAUAACCGUAACUGUAGGAGUGGUUAUAAGCCCUGUUAUAACCAGCGCUGUGUGUCCAGCUCUCGCUUCUGUGACGGCGUGGAUGACUGCGGCGAUAAUUCAGAUGAAGUCUUCUGCAACAGUUCCUCGUGCUCGGCUGCAGAGCGGCGCUGUGCCGACGGGGUGUGUGUGCCGCAGGCGGCCUGGUGCAAUCAGAUCAUCGACUGCGCCGACGCUUCUGACGAGAGGAACUGCAGCGAUGUGGACUGUGUGGAUUACCACAGGCUGGGCGUGCGAGAGCGCGGCGCUGCUUUUCUCAGGUGUAACUCCACCUCUCUGUGUGUCCUCCCUCACUGGCUGUGCGACGGAGCCAAUGACUGCGGAGAUUUCUCUGAUGAAGCGCGCUGCCGCGCCUCCAAAAGUCAGGUGUGUGCAGACGGUCACUUUGCGUGUCCCAGCGGCCACUGCAUCUCCACCCGCUGGCUGUGUGACGGUCAGAAAGACUGUGAGGAUGGAGCGGACGAGCUUCAGUGUGACUCGUCCUGUCUGUGGGAUCAGUUCUCCUGCUCCAGGAGCAGAUGUAUCUCCCGGCAGUGGGUUUGUGACGGGGAGGACGACUGCGGUGACGGAGCUGACGAAGACCCGGGGAUCUGCGACUCAGUCACGUGUGCUGCAGGUCUGUUCAGCUGUCCUGGGUCGUAUGCCUGCGUGUCGCGCCGGUGGCUGUGUGAUGGAGAGAGAGACUGUCCCGAUGGCAGUGACGAGCUCGGAGCGGCCGGCUGUGCUCAGAAUCACACCUGUUCCGAGGGUUCUUUUCGUUGUCGGAAUCAGCUCUGUGUUCCACAGAGUUUCGUGUGCGACCACGAUGACGACUGUGGAGACGGUUCAGACGAGUCCCCUGAAUGCGACUACCGUGUGUGUUUAGAGGCUGAGUUUCGCUGUACAGAUGGGCGGUGUUUACCCAGCGCCCAAUGGGAGUGUGAUGGUUUCCCCGACUGUCUCGACCAAUCAGACGAGCCGCCACUGAACCCCAAGUGCUCCGCCGCAGAAAGUUUGUGCAAUGGGUCGGUUUUCAUGUGUGCCAAUGGCCGCUGCGUCCCGCUGGGCAGUGUGUGUGAUCACCGUGACGACUGCGGUGACCAAUCAGACGAGUGGAACUGCGGAGUUAACGAGUGUUUGAAUCGCCGAGUCAGCGGCUGCUCACAGGACUGUCAGGACAUGCCUGUAGGGUACAAGUGCACGUGCUGGCCGGGUUUCCGUCUGAAGGCGGAUGGACGGACGUGUGUGGACGUGGACGAGUGUGUGGAGAGUUUCCCCUGCAGCCAGCAGUGCAUCAACACGUACGGCUCGUUCAAGUGCCUGUGUGUGGACGGAUACCAAAGAGUGGACGCUGACCCGCACAGCUGCAGAGCCAUCACAGCGGAGGAGCCGUUUCUGAUUCUGGCUGACCAUCAUGAGAUCAGAAAGAUCAGCCUGGACGGGUCAAACUACACCCUCCUGAAGCAGGGUCUCAGUAACGUUCUCUCUCUAGACUUCGACUACAGGAAGGAGCUGAUCUUCUGGAUUGAUACGAGCAGGCCGAGUGGACGCAGGAUAAACAGAAUGCGCCUCAAUGGGAGUGACCUCAAGGUGGUCCACAGGACAUCCGUGCCGAGUGCCCUGGCAGUGGACUGGAUCGGGAAGAACCUGUACUGGUGUGAUGCUGAGAGGAAGACUGUGGAGGUGGCGAAGGCUAAUGGACUUUAUCCCACCGUCCUCCUCAACACUGGACUUAGAAACCCUUCAUCACUUGCACUGGAUGCCACUACAGGGCUUGUUUUCUGGAUCGACUGCUGCGAGCAUCCGCACAUCGGGCAGAUCGGAAUGGACGGGAGUAAACCACGGGUCAUCAUCGACACGGAGAUACACGCUCCAUCAGGCCUGGCCAUCGACUACAUCAACCAGAGGAUCUACUGGGCAGAUGAAAACCACAUCCUGUUCUCAGACAUGGACGGAUCGAGGAGGUACAGAGUUCCUAACGAGGGCCUGGGCGGGGUAACGAGUCUGGCCCUGUUUGAGGAUUUCCUCUACUGGAGCGAUCAGAAGACCAAGACGCUGAGUCGCGCUCACAAAACCUCCGGAGCUGGACGCUCCGAACUGCUCAGCUCCUGGCAAAUCAUCCGCGACAUUAAAGUCUACCACCCGCUGCGGCAGCCUGACGUUCCAAAGCACCAAUGUCAGGUGACUAAUGGAGGCUGCAGUCACCUCUGCCUGCUGUCUCCAGGUGGAGGCUACAGGUGUGCAUGCCCCACCCACUUUUACCUGGCCAAUGACAACAAGACCUGCCUUUCUAACUGCACUGCCAGCCAGUUCCGUUGUGGUACAGAUGAGUGCAUUCCCUUCUGGUGGAAAUGUGACACAGUGGAUGACUGCGGUGAUGGUUCAGAUGAGCCUGCAGACUGCCCGGAGUUUAAGUGUCAGCCGGGUCGGUUCCAGUGCCGGACGGGUCUGUGUGCUCUUCCUCCGUUCAUCUGUGAUGGAGAGAACGACUGUGGCGAUAACUCAGACGAAGCCAACUGUGACUCCUACAUCUGCCUGUCGGGCCACUUUAAAUGCACGCGGACUCACCGGUGCAUCCCGGGGAACCUGCGCUGUAACGGUCAGGACGACUGCGGGGACGGAGAGGACGAGCACGACUGCCCUGAAAACACGUGUUCGCCGACCCAGUUCCAGUGCAAGACCACGAAACACUGCAUCUCCAAGCUGUGGGUGUGCGAUGAGGACCCAGACUGUGCCGACGGCUCGGACGAAGCCAACUGCGAUGAGAAGACGUGUGGACCUCACGAGUUCCGCUGCAGGAACAAUAACUGCAUCCCGGAGCACUGGAGGUGCGACGGCCAGAGCGACUGUGGAGACAACUCGGACGAGGAGAACUGCAAGCCGGUGACGUGCAGCUGGAAGGACUUUGUUUGCGCUAACGGAGAGUGUAUCUCUGCACGCUUUCGCUGUGACGGAGACUUCGACUGUGCUGACCAUUCAGACGAGAGAGGCUGUGAGAGCCAUUGUGCUGAGGGUCAGUAUCAGUGUCAGAAUCACCUCUGUAUUUCGGUGAAGUGGCUGUGUGAUGGACAGGAGGACUGCAAAAACGGAGAGGACGAGCAGCACUGUCAACCAGCUAACACCGCUCUGAUAGCCGGGCCGUCCUGUGGUGUGAGUGAGUAUGUGUGUGUAGGGGGCGGCUGUGUGUUGGCCAGUUUACGCUGUGAUGGAAAAAGCGACUGCAUGGAUGGAUCAGAUGAGGUGGACUGUGUGCGCGAGUGUAAACAGGAGGAGUUUAUGUGCCGUAACCGAGCGCACUGUGUUCCCUCUGGGUGGCGCUGUGACGGAGUCUCCGACUGUCUGGACCAAAGCGAUGAGGAAAACUGUGAAAAUGGUGGCCUGACGUGUCGGCCUGAUGAGUUUGUUUGCAAUAACACCCUCUGUAAGCUGCUGGUGUGGCUGUGUGAUGGUGAGGAUGACUGCGGGGAUAAUUCUGAUGAAGAUUCAGAGAUGUGUGUGAGGUUGCUGUGUCCUCCGAGCAGACCGUUCCGCUGCAGAAACAACAGAGUGUGUGUGAGGACAGAGCAGGUGUGUAACGGAGCGAACGACUGUGGAGACAACUCAGAUGAGGAGAAGUGUGGUGUGGAUGGUAAAGCGAGGGCGUGCGGUAAGGCGGAGUUUUCCUGCUCUAACAGCCGCUGUAUUCCGGCGGAGCUGCAGUGUGAUCUGUUUGAUGACUGUGGUGACGGCGGCUCGGACGAGCGAGACUGCAGACAGUUGUCGGUGGACGGCAACUGCAGAGGACAGUCACAGCUGUGUGGAGACGACGCCUUCUGCAGUCUCACGGCCGCUUGGCCGGUGUGUGAGUGCAGAGCCGGAUUCAGGAGAGAUCAGCGCAGCAAGACGUGUGAAGAGGUGAACGAGUGUCUGAUGUUUGGAGUGUGCUCUCAGUACUGUGCGAACACUAAAGGAUCCUAUAAAUGCACCUGUGACAGGAACUUUAAAGAGUUUGAUGGUGAAUGUAUCACUAAAGGCCCGGAGGAUCAGGUGCUGUACGUGGCAAAUGAUACGGAGAUCCACAGCUUUGUUUACCCGUUUAAUCAGAGCCACGGACACACCCAGCUCGCCCGACUGGCCGAUAACGCCCGCAUCGUGGGGAUGGACGCCCUCUUUCACCUGCACAAGUUUGUGUGGGCGACCCAGUUUAACCCUGGGGGGAUUUUCUACAGAGAGCUAGGGGACAGGACCCCCAGCCGGGGGAGCAGUGGAACCAUUUGUCCAGAUUUCCGGAGGCCGAGGGAUAUCUCUGCGGACUGGGUGACGGGCGCUCUGUACUGGACGGAUCACUCCCGCAUGCACUGGUUCAGUUACUACACUGCCCACUGGAGGCGCCUGCGCUACUCCAUCAACGUGGGUCAGCUCAGCGGACCCAACUGCACCCGCCUCAUCACUGACCUGCAGGGGGAGCCCUUCGCCAUCACCGUAAACCCCGUCCGAGGGAUGAUGUACUGGACAGUGAUUGGUGACCACUCACACAUUGAGGAGGCGGCCAUGGAUGGUUCUCUGCGUCGCGUUCUGCUGGAGAAGAACCUGCGCAGGCCGACAGGUUUGGCGAUCGAUUACUACGGAGAGCGGCUGUACUGGGCUGACUCUGAGCUCUCUGUGAUCGGCAGCAUUAGACUGGACGGGACGGACGUUCAGCAGGCCGUGAGGCCUCAUCAUGGUGUUUCUCAGCCGUUCCGUAUCGAUGUCUUUGAGGACUACAUAUAUGGGACCAAUCUGAAGCACGAGACCUUCCGGGUGCAUAAGUACGGGAGGAAGCUGGCGGAGAUGCUUCGUCUGCGAGUGGACAGAGCGUCCAGUGUGCUGGUGUUCCACCGUUAUAAACAGCAGGAGGUGCUGAACCCGUGUCUGAGGAUGAGCUGUGAUUUCCUCUGCCUGUUGAACCCCGACGGGGCGAGGUGCGUGUGUCCAGAGGGGAAGUCCCUGGUCAACAGGACCUGCAGGGACACCAGCGUCUCAGGUGAGCUGUGUCGGCCGGUGUGUGAGAACGGCGGGCGCUGUGUGCUGAAUGAGAAAGGACAGGCUCGCUGUCUCUGCUGGCCGAAUUACUCUGGUCAGCAGUGUGAAAUCAGCCACUGCAAAGAGCACUGCCUCAACGGGGGCACCUGCACGGCGUCGCCGCUAGGGAAGCCUGCGUGCCGCUGUGCUCUUGGUUUUUCCGGGCCGGUGUGUGAGAGGCGUGUGUGCGACAGUUUCUGUCUGAACGGCGGAACGUGCGAUGUUACCCUCGGCAACCAGCCGUUCUGUCACUGUCCGGCAGAGUACACUGGAGAACGCUGCAGAUACCAUAUAUGUCAUCAUUUCUGCGUGAACUCGAAGGCGUGUACUCUGUCCAGCUCGGGGGACGUGGAGUGCGUGUGUCCGACGCGGUUCGAGGGUCUGAAGUGUGAAGUGGACCGGUGUGUCCACUGUCGGGGGGCUCCCUGCAUCGUAGAUAACAACACCGGAGACGUGUUCUGCAACUGUACUAGUGGAAGAAUCGCGUCUAGCUGUCAGUUGUGUGAUGGUUACUGCUACAACGGAGGAACCUGUCACCUGGACUCGGAAACCUCUCUGCCCUUCUGCCAGUGCUCAGCGAACUGGACCGGCACACAAUGUGAGAGACCCGCCCCCAAGAACAACCGGAACGACAACGUCAGCGAGAGGAGCAUCGCCAUCAUCGUCCCUCUGGUGCUGCUGGUGAUCAUCGUGGGCACCGUGACGGUGGGCGUGCUGGUCUGCAAACGACGACAAAGGGGGAAACGUGUGCAGAGGCAGCCUAUGGCUAACGGGGGUCUCAAUGUGGAGAUCGGAAACCCCUCCUACAACAUGUACGAGGUGGAGCACGACAAUCAUGUGGACGUGGGGAGCUUCCUGCACCCCAGCUUCACUCUGGACCCUCAUAAGGGCUGGUGUGUGAGGUCGAGUGACCCUCGAAAUCUGCCCCCCCACACCCUGCACCCUUCACACACUCUACCUGUUCACUCUGUCCCCACGGAGCUCAUCCCAGGACAGGCCAUGAACUACUCCAACCCCAUCUAUGCGAAGAUGUACACGGACGGUCAGCAGUGUCGGAAACCCGUCCUCCGACUGAACGACAGGAGAGACCUGCUCCCAAAGAGACUGGAGACGGCCAUCCGCGAAACAGCCGCUUAACCUAGCUUUUACACAA